Etheostoma cragini (Arkansas darter) is the source of this 1606-nucleotide messenger RNA. Its product is annotated as sialic acid-binding Ig-like lectin 14. The transcript is spliced from 6 exons. The coding region runs from base 236 to 1591 and encodes 451 amino acids. Lineage: Eukaryota; Metazoa; Chordata; Actinopteri; Perciformes; Percidae. The record is from RefSeq and is a predicted model, not a curated record.
GUACCUGUCCACGUAUUGUAGAAAUUUUAGCUCUUAAUAUAGCAGUCUAAUGAGAGCCAGCAGUGUCUAGAGAAACUUCCUGGAAGCUUGCUGUAGCACAAAGAGGGAAGAAGUACAAAAGGAAGAGGAAGAGUCAGAGCAGAAACAUUCAGCAGAGACCACUGUGGAGAGAAGAGAGCAGCAGAAUAAGGUAAGAAGAGGAAUAGAGACAGACUGUACCAACCACUGAAUCAGGAUGUUGGUUCUCAUCUGGGCAACUCUACUCUUCUCUGUGAGAGACACAGGUGCAUCAGUGGAGGGAACACCAUUCUGUGAUAAAGGAUUCUGUAUCACUCUCAGUAAAGGAGAAAUAACGGCAGAGGCUGGACUCUGUGUUGUGAUACCGUGUUCUUUCAACACCAGUGAUGGCUUUACGCCCCAACAUAUAGUUUGGUACAAAUGUGAACCAUCCAAACAAAAAUGUACUGAUUCAGACAUCAUAUUCCACACUAACAAGAGCAACAACAAAAUUCAACCUGGGUUUAAAAGACGAGUGUCACUGUUGGAGCCUGAUGUGAGUCAGAGGAACUGCAGCAUCAUCGUCAAUGACAUCACUGAGUCAGACUCUGGAUCAUAUCAGCUCAGAGUUAUUAGUUUACUACAUAGGAAGACAGAUGGAUUUACAUUCUCUCCAAGAACAAAUGUUUCUGUUAAAGAUCUGACCCAGAAGCCCACCGUGAUGAUUCUUCCUCUGACAGAGGGACAGCAGAGCUCACUGAGCUGCACUGCUCCUGGUUUCUGCUCUGGAUCUGAUCCUGAAAUCACCUGGACGUGGAGAGGAGCAGGAGAGAAGGACUCUCACAUCGCAGGAAACAUCACUGAUUUCAGGACUAAGAAUCUGACUGCUGACACUCAGAGUCACAGCUCAACCCUGACCUUCAACUCUUCAGCUGAACACCAUGGCACCAAUGUCAGCUGUAAGGUCAGCUUCCCAAACAACAUCACUACAGAGGAGACUGUGACUCUGAAUGUGGUCUAUGGGAAGGAAGUUAAAAUCACUGGUAAUACAAGUGUGAAGGAGGGUGAAACUCUGAUUCUGACCUGUAGUGUUGAAAGUUUCCCUCCAUCUCUAAUCACCUGGACAAAACUCAGCUUGAACAGAACCCUGAACAAUGACACUGGAACAGCCACACUUGUCAUCCCUAACGUGACGGCAGAAUAUUCUGGACAGUACAUAUGCACAGCAAAACAUCAGGUCAACCGUAUGAUGAAAGAAGUAAACAUAAGAGUGAAAUUUUUUCCAAGGAUCCUAAGCAGCUCUGGUUGUGAGGUUCAGUCGGGGGUCCUAACCUGUGUUUGCAUCAGUGAGGGGAUUCCUUUGCCCACAAUCCAAUGGCCUCUGUUGAAGAACCAUGCUGAGUACUCUAUUAUGACCAAUAUGUCACACCACACAGUGAAUAUCAGCCUUUCUGUAUCUUUCAAAGAUAACAACUACACCACUGUUGAUUGUGUCAGCAUCAGUGACGUUGGGGAAGAUAAAAAGAACCUUACGAUAAAAAAGGGUAAGCGUUACAAAUUUAAAUACCUCUCCAACUCUAGACCACUGGUCUAAGACAUCCUUGCCUCA